This is a messenger RNA of Aspergillus chevalieri, 2019 nucleotides long. RefSeq names its product putative poly(ADP)-ribose polymerase PARP. The transcript has 5 exons. Bases 1 to 2019 code for a protein of 672 amino acids. NCBI's taxonomy places the organism in Eukaryota, Fungi, Ascomycota, Eurotiomycetes, Eurotiales, Aspergillaceae. Gene Ontology annotation, molecular function: NAD+ poly-ADP-ribosyltransferase activity. The record is from RefSeq and is a predicted model, not a curated record.
AUGGCACCGCGAACCUUCAAAAAAGCCAUCGUCGCCGUGAGCGGCACCUUCCCCGGCUAUAAGCAGGCCGACCUGAAGGCCCUGGUGGAAGGCCAGGGCGCGACGUUUAGUAGCAGUGUUUCUCAGGACUGUACGCAUCUUGUUACUACGGAGAAGGAUGUCGAGAAGGGGAGUGCUAAGAACAGGACUGCUUGUGGGAUUAGUACUUGCGAGGUUGUGAAUCUGGAUUGGCUGUUGGAGUCGGUUGAGGCGAAGAAGCCUCUUCCUGUGAAGAGCUAUUUGUUUACGAAUGAUUUGAGUUCUCCGGCUCCGCUGGCUAAUGGGGACGCCAAGGCCGAUAAGAAGGAGAAUAAAGAGGUUAAGAAAGAAAAGGGCGGCGCGAAAAAGCGCACUCAUGAGGAUGCGAUGGGUGCAAACGGGGCUGUUAAUGGAGACGAAGAAGAAUCGAAGAAAACGAAGCAUUCACAAAAGGCGUCGUCCAAGAAGCUUGUUGUUCCUCUUGAUGAGGGUUGUACCUUGGGAGGUUACUCUGUUUACAUCGAUGAUUCAGGUCUGAUUUGGGACGCGACUCUGAACCAGACCAAUGCCGGCCAUAAUAACAACAAGUUCUAUCGCAUCCAGCUCCUCGUGAGCCGCAGCUCCGACUACAGAACGUGGACUCGAUGGGGUCGCGUCGGAGAGUCAGGUCAAUCGACUGUUCUGGGAAAUGGUGCUUUUGAUCAAGCUAUGGUAGAGUUCGAGAAAAAAUUCAAGGACAAGACUGGUCUUACCUGGGAGAAUCGACUGGACACUCCCAGGAACAAAAAGUACACCUUCCUUGAACGCAACUACGAAGACUCGGACGAUGAGGAAGACGAUGAGGACCAGGUUGUCAAAAGGGAAGAGAGGGAAGAGACCCCCGUGGAAAGUGCUCUACCCGAGUCGAUUCAAAACCUCAUGACCUUCAUCUUCAACCAGCAGCACUUCCUCUCUGCCAUGGAAGCCUUAUCCUACGACGUCAAGAAAAUGCCUCUGGGAAAGCUGAGCAAGCGGACACUCCACGAGGGAUACCGGAUUUUGAAAGAUCUGUCGGAUCUUCUGGCCAACCCUGGUCUCGCCAAUGCGAGAUACGGAACUACUGUUCCAGCUGCCGCGGAGGAGCUUAGCAAUCGGUACUUUACGACAAUUCCUCAUGUUUUUGGUCGUAAUCGACCUCCGGUCUUGUUUCACGACAAAUUGAUCAAGAAGGAGGUUGAGCUGCUGGAGGCGUUGACGGACAUGGGCGUUACGAAUGCAAUUAUGAAGGAAUCCAAGGAUGUUGAGAGGGAGAGGGUUCACCAGCUGGAUCUUCAGUUUAACAGCUUGGGAAUGGAGGAGAUGACUCCAGUCGAACCCAAUACGACCGAGUUCAUUGAGCUCGAGCAAUACCUCAACCACUCACGCGGAGCAACCCAUAACCUGAGCUACAAGGUAAUCAACAUCUUCCGCAUCGAACGGCCCGGCGAAACCGACCGAUUCUCAAAGUCCUACGGCGCCAUCAAAAACUCCAACCGCCGUCUCCUCUGGCACGGCUCCCGCAGUACCAACUUUGGUGGUAUCCUCAGUCAAGGUCUGCGUAUUGCACCCCCAGAAGCCCCCGUCAACGGUUACAUGUUCGGCAAGGGUGUCUACUUUGCCGAUAUGUCAUCGAAGUCCGCCAAUUACUGCUGCCCUUACAACUCCGGUAACAUGGGUCUGCUGAUGCUGUGCGAUGUGGAACUGGGUGAUCCCAUGUACGAGCAGGACUACGCUAACUGCAACGCUGCCGAGGACUCGAAGAAGGAAGGCAAACUUGCAACACUUGGGCGUGGAAGCAGUAUUCCGGCAGGUUGGAAGGAUGCUAAGUGUGUGCAUGAGAAUCUUAAGGGAGUCACGAUGCCGGAUGUGAGCGUGGGAUCAAUGAAUGAACAGAAUAGGUGUUCGUUGUACUACAACGAGUACAUUGUUUAUGAUGUGGCACAAAUUCGACAGCGGUAUCUGUUCCAUGUCAAAAUGCGCUAG